CGCGUUGAAAUUGUUGUCGGGAAAAAAACUUCGGUUUCAGGAUGGGUCGUUACGCCAAGGAACCUGAUAAUGCGUCCAAAUCGUGCAAAUCCCGUGGAUCGAACCUACGGGUACAUUUCAAGAAUACCCGCGAAACAGCACUAGCCAUCAAGCGUAUGCCUCUGCGCCGUGCUCAGCGUUUCCUGAAGAACGUGUGCGACAAGAAGGAGUGCGUGCCAUUCCGCCGGUUCAACGGUGGUGUUGGUCGUUGUGCCCAGGCCAAGCACUGGGGUACCUCCGUCGGCCGCUGGCCCAAGAAGUCCGCCGAGUUCCUGCUGCAGCUGCUCAAGAACGCUGAAGCUAACGCGGACUACAAGGGUCUGGAUGUGGACCGUCUAGUGAUCGAUCACAUUCAGGUGAACCGUGCUCCGUGCCUGCGUCGCCGUACGUACCGUGCGCAUGGUCGCAUCAACCCGUACAUGUCGUCGCCGUGUCACAUUGAGCUGUCGCUCACGGAAAAGGAAGACGUCGUCACCAAGGCCGCCGAUAAUGCCGAGCAAGAGAAGAAGAAGCUGUCCAAGAAGAAGAUGCAGCGGCAAAAGGAGAAAAUGAUGCGUAACGAGUAAGGAGGGAUCCAAUAUUAGUUGGAUCGCUCGGUGUACGUGCGUGGAUCGUUCUAUUUGGCUGCAAGGUGGUGAAUAAAACCGUCGGUACACCCCUCGCCCUGGGAAGAAAGUGCAGGAGGUGGAGAAACGAAA
Anopheles darlingi is the source of this 737-nucleotide messenger RNA. RefSeq names its product 60S ribosomal protein L17 (gene RpL17). The transcript has 3 exons. The coding region runs from base 42 to 605 and encodes 187 amino acids. Gene Ontology annotation, biological process: cytoplasmic translation. Gene Ontology annotation, cellular component: cytosolic large ribosomal subunit; ribosome. NCBI's taxonomy places the organism in Eukaryota, Metazoa, Arthropoda, Insecta, Diptera, Culicidae. The record is from RefSeq and is a predicted model, not a curated record. Gene Ontology annotation, molecular function: structural constituent of ribosome.